CAAGUAACCUUAUAAAUAAUGUUAACUUAAAUCUAAUGAAAAUUUCUAUAAAAUGUGUUCUGUGUGUGUGAAAGGUUCAGAAUGGCUAUAAUACAUAGCCAAAAACAUCACUGUAGACAUUUAAAUAAUGACUCUGAUACUGAUGGGGUCCCUGGCUGUGAAAAGUUGGAGAAGCCCUGCUGUUCUCUUAUGAGAACACAUUUGCAGUUCAUUCAAAUGGGCGGCUGCUUCAGGGAGAUGCUGCGCCUGCGUCACGGAACGACGUGGUCAGAGUGGCGUAGCCCCGCCCAUUCUUCCAACCUACUUCUUCUUAUUGCCUUGGUGUCCUGUCAAUCACUCCCUGAACGCUCAGUCCUACCUGAAUUGUUGUCUGCUCUUUCUGAAAGUAGGCGCUCAUCGGACAUGACAUCCUCUACUAGUGUGUAGGUGAUCCGCUGGAGCGAGACUCACCAGAAGAACGGAAAUAUAUGUUCACUCUAGUAUAUAUUUUGAGCUCUGCUUCUUAGUGGGGAGAAAUUGCGAUAGUGGGGAGAAUUGCGAUAGUUCCCCCUGUAUUACCUGAUUAAUCCAAAGUAGCGAAAUAGUAGCGUUCAUACUCUACUUUUACUUUGUUUACUCCGUGUCUAUGUUUCUGCCUGCGAGUCCUUAAAGCCUCACAUCCGACACGCAGAACAGUUCACUUUUCGUCUUUGCCGGAAAUCGGAACUGAUACACCCUUCUGCUUGGGUCCAAGUGGAGUGUUACACCUGGACCAGGCUGCACUUUUGCAGAAGGCAUAGCUACAUGGAGGUCCACAGUUGACUCAUUUUAGCUUCCUCACCUUCUCUCUGUUUUUUCCCCCACAUUGUGUGUGAUCGUGGGGGAUGAGCUCAGAAGAGAAGAGCUCCACCAUGUCCCAAAAGAUCUCCUCUCUAUCCCGCAGCAACAGCAGCACCUCAUCCAAACAUGACAGCCGACAAGACAGCUGGGAGAUUGUGGAGGGGCUGCGUGGUGGCUUAGGAAAUGUUCAACCGCCUGAGAGACAGGAGGGCUUCAUGCUGAAGAGACGAAAAUGGCCCAUGAAAGGCUGGCACAAGAGAUACUUCUUCUUGGAUAAGGGAAUUCUGAAGUAUGCCAAGUGCUCAGCAGAUAUGGAGAAGGGCAAGCUUCAUGGCCGCAUUGACGUGGGUCUGUCUGUCAUGGCCAUAAAGAAGAAGUCCAAGUGUAUUGAUCUGGAUGCAGAGGAGAACAUCUACCAUCUUAAGAUCAAGUCUCAGGAGCUGUUUGAUGAAUGGGUCUGUAAGCUGCGUCACCACCGGCUGUACAGGCAGAAUGAGAUCGCCAUGCUGCCCCCUGAGAAACCACUCUACAGCCCUCACUUCCCCGCCACCUCCUCUCCCAGCUUCAACGAGAGCCAAGCUGCCAGAAAGCGUGCUUCUCUUGCCAAGCAGACUUCUCUGCACGCACCCAUCACCUUCACCACUCAGGCUAAGGUGGCCGCCUGGCUCCAGUGCUCUGAUGACAUGGACAAGUGUUCCAAAGAGCUGUCUGAGUGUGAGGCUCAGUUGCUAGAGCUGAAUCACCUGCUGAGGAGUAUGGAAGUUCUACACCGCACCUAUUCUGCGCCUGCUAUCAAUGCCCUGCAGCCAUUUGCUUAUGACAGCCCUAAAAAAGAAAAAAGACAUUCCAGGAAAUGGCGUUCCAAACAUUACAACAAGGACAACAAAACUACGCUGCAGGUCCCCAGCUGUAUCUCCUCAGGUUCCGUGCGUCUCCACGCCUCCAAUCCCAACCUCUCCUGUGCUGAUCUGGCCAUUGAAAAAAGCUAUCCAGAGCUCCUUGACUUGCCCAUAGAUGUGUCCAAACUUCAAGAAGAUUUCUGCCGUGUGGCCAGCAGCUUGCACACUAACCUGAAGUCGACUCUGGGCUCCUUGAAUGCAGAGAAAGAGAAACUGAGGCAGAUGAUGGAGCAGGAGACAUGUACAGCUCCUUCUGCACAGCUCUUAGGACUGAAGAGUGCUCUGGCUUCUGCUUUAGCACAGAACUCUGAUCUGAGAGAGCGCCUCUGCAAGAUACACAUAGAGUCGCAUAUCUCAGAGCCUGCCAUCCUUAAAAACUUCAGUACUGGCUCGCUGCAGAAGCAGGAAUCCUCAGACUGCUCCCGCCACCUCGUCCACCAGGCGUCCAACGAGAGCCGAGCUUCCAUUACAGAGUCUCUGUCUGAGUUCUUUGACGCUCAAGAGGUCUUGCUUUCAGCGAGCUCCUCUGAGAACGAGCCUUCAGACGAUGACUCGUACAUCAGCGAUAUCAGCGAUAAUAUCUCCGUGGACAACUUCAGCAACGAGGUCCAGAAUGAGAGACUUGACUCAGAUUGUAUUGAGAACGGUGUUCCCCAGGGAAAGCGACGUUCUAUGCUCCCAUCUCCGAGCCCCAACACCAGCAACAUCAGUCUCUGGAACAUCCUGAGGAAUAACAUUGGAAAGGACCUGUCCAAGGUGGCCAUGCCAGUGCAGCUGAACGAGCCACUCAAUACCCUGCAGAGGCUGUGUGAGGAGCUGGAGUACAGCGAGCUGCUCGACCAAGCCGCACACACACAGGAUCCGUUCGAACGCAUGGUGUACAUUGCAACGUUCGCUGUAUCGGGCUAUGCCUCCAGUUACUACAGAGCAGGAGGAAAACCUUUCAACCCAGUGCUGGGGGAGACAUACGAGUGCGACCGGCCAGAUAAAGGAUUUCGCUUUAUAGCGGAGCAGGUCAGCCAUCACCCUCCUAUAUCUGCAUGCCAUGCUGAGUCGAAAAACUUUAUCUUCUGGCAAGAUGUAAGGUGGAAGAACAAGUUCUGGGGGAAGUCCAUGGAGAUUGUUCCUGUUGGCACCACUCAUGUAGUGCUCCCUGGUUUGGGAGACCACUAUGAGUGGAACAAAGUGACAUCGUGUAUUCACAACAUUCUGAGUGGUCAGCGUUGGAUCGAGCACUAUGGGGAAAUCUCCAUUAAGAACUCUAGCAGCGAUAUCUGUCAGUGUAAAGUCACCUUCGUCAAGGCAAAGUACUGGAAUUCCAGUAUAUACGAGGUAGAGGGAACAGUCAUGGACCAUAAAGGCAAGGUGAUACACAAGCUGUUUGGGAAGUGGCAUGAGAGUAUAUACUGUGGAAGCCCACCAUCUGCUACAUGCAUCUGGAGAACCAAUCCAAUGCCUGCUGACUACGAGCAGUACUACGGCUUCACUAAGUUUGCUCUUGAGCUGAAUGAACUGGAUCCACAGACCAAACUUUUACUGCCGCCCACGGACACGAGAUUACGUCUUGAUCAGAGGUUACUGGAGGAGGGGAAUGUUGAUUCUGCAGAAACACAGAAGCAAAGAAUCGAACAGCUACAGAGAGAUAGGCGCAGAGUCCUCGAGGAGAACAACAUGGAACAUCAGCCACGGUUCUUCCAGAAAUCAAAAGAUGACACAUGGAUCAGCAACAACACUUACUGGGACCUGAGGAAAGAUCCAGGCUUCAGUAAUCUGGAUUGUCCAGUGCUGUGGUGAACUACAUCUGAACAGUGCUCACUCACAAGCCUCUUCU
Molecule: messenger RNA, 3549 nt
Organism: Ictalurus furcatus (blue catfish)
Lineage: Eukaryota; Metazoa; Chordata; Actinopteri; Siluriformes; Ictaluridae
Gene: osbpl3b
Product: oxysterol binding protein-like 3b
Exons: 23
Coding region: 864-3512 (882 amino acids)
Cellular component (GO): cytosol; perinuclear endoplasmic reticulum; intracellular membrane-bounded organelle
Molecular function (GO): cholesterol binding
Source: RefSeq, a predicted model, not a curated record